Molecule: messenger RNA, 2418 nt
Organism: Dothidotthia symphoricarpi CBS 119687
Lineage: Eukaryota; Fungi; Ascomycota; Dothideomycetes; Pleosporales; Dothidotthiaceae
Product: ferric-chelate reductase-like protein
Exons: 1
Coding region: 154-2169 (671 amino acids)
Biological process (GO): intracellular iron ion homeostasis; copper ion import; iron ion transport
Cellular component (GO): plasma membrane
Molecular function (GO): ferric-chelate reductase activity
Source: RefSeq, a predicted model, not a curated record
UUCAUCUAGAAGCUUGGCACUGAGCAUUGUGUCAACCGCUCCCGAGAGAUACGAAUGUCAUGUCUAUAUAGGAACCAUGGACCGGGUCAGGGACAAUGCAGCCUCAUCCGAUCUUUUUCCGUUGUUUGUCGUUCUCUUGACGGCUGAGCAACGAUGUCGCUGACCCCCCGUCACAUCCAGAACCUCAGCGAGGCCGCUGGUAUCAAGGACUACUGGGGCUACGUGGAGCGCGCCGUUCCCUGCACCAACGAUCCGGGCUCUUGCGCCUAUCUCGAUGUUGUGUACCACAGCCAUGAGCUUGGAAUGCUCUACUCUGGCAUCCUCUGGGCGACUAUCGGCGGGAUUCUUCUCUCAUGGGCCAUUGGACGACACUUCUUCCGCUCGGAGCCGUCUGGGGUGCAAUUACCAGUUGAGGCAGGAGAGCAAGUCAACCAGAGCAAAAGCACACUUGCGCGACUGCAACAGGCCAUUCCGUCAUACCUACGACGAUAUCUGCUCCCAGAUGCUGCAAGAUCAGUCUUUGGCCGCGUAAACCGUACACAGGUUCUCACUCUGGUCGUCCUCACCGGUUAUCUCGCCAUCUUCUCUUUUGUCGGCAUUGUCUAUGACACAUGGAUCACUCCCGUCAAGAAAUCCCCCGGUGUUUACAACACCAGAACCAGUCUUGGACCUUGGGCCGAUCGCGUGGGCGUUUUGGCCUAUGCUUUGACACCACUAUCCAUCAUGUUGGCCAGCCGCGAAUCGAUUUUGUCGCUUGUGACUGGACUGCCCUACCAAAGCUUUAACUUUCUCCACCGCUGGCUCGGUUACAUCAUCUUUGCGCAAUCAGUCCUUCAUACCAUCGGCUGGACUGUCAUUGAGGUUCGCUUGUAUCAGCCCCAGCCCACGGUUGCUAUCGCAUGGAUCACUCAGCUUUACAUGAUCUGGGGCAUCGUUGCCAUGAUACUUCUCCUAUUGAUGGUCGUCUUGUCCACGCCAUGGGGCAUCCGACUCACCGGUUACGAGUUCUUCCGAAAGUUCCACUACCUGGUAGCCAUGAUCUACAUUGGAGCUUGCUGGGGUCACUGGGCGCAGUUGAAGGUCUUCCUACUCCCAGGGCUGAUCGUCUGGUUCCUUGACCGUGCGGCUCGAGGCGUUAGGACUGCAUUACUGCACUACAACUUCCUACCCUCAGGCCACAUGGGAUUCCGCGCCGCACCGGCAGACAUCAUGUUCUUCGAGGAUGAGACAAACGGCGAUGUUGUACGUCUGGAUUUUGAUCAUCCACAUGAUGCCUGGGACGUUGGUCAGCACUUCUACCUCAUGUUCCCGGAAAGCAGCAUCUGGCAGUCGCACCCCUUCACCCCACUCAGCCUCCCAGUUUUUGGCGCCGACUCUCAACGUCACUCGUACAUCUUCCGCGCAAAGAAGGGGGAGACACGCAAGAUCGCCGAGCUAUCUGCCAAGCGCGUCGCUCGCAUGGGCGAUCACGAAAAGUCUAACGAAAAUCUAAUGGGAGACGCCAGACUCUCAGUCGUACUCACCGGUCCCUACGGGGAACGCACGCUUCAAGGUCUCCCAAGCGAUUCGAACAUCCUCUGCAUAGCCGGUGGCACAGGAAUUACAUACGUCCUCCCAGUUCUCCUCGACAUGGCCUCCCGACCCCAAAACCCUGACCGCCACAUGUCCCUCGUAUGGUCAGUACGACGAAGAAGCGAUAUUGAUUGGAUCGCACCCGAACUCGCGGUCUUGAAGGCCAAGUGCAGGAACCUACGGACCCGCAUUCAUAUCUACGUUACCCGCGCUGCAGAAGAGGAGGAUCCGUCCGUACCAUCUAAAUCCGAGAAGGGUAACAAGGGCGGGUGCUGUAGUAACGACAAGGAGAUCGAGCCGGUAUCCUCCUCCACAUCCUCGAGUGCCUCCGCCUCCUCUGUAAUAUCCAUGCACGGUGUGUCCAAGGCAGAAGUUGGUCUAAACCACUACCAAGCGCGGCCGGAUCUCGCGACGAUGGUGACAGAAUUUGUUGCGGGGACCGUGCGGGGCAGGACAGAUGUGUUUGCUUCUGGCCCUGGUGGCAUGAUCAGCGAUCUGAGGAGUAUAGUAGCGAGCAGCAACAGGGGUGGAGAGGUCUGGAAGGGCGAGGAGAGGUGGGAUGUCCGUUUGAUUAGCGAUGACCGGCUGGAGUGGUAGUUUUUACGUUUGAUACCCAUGAUGAAUUUUACUCACGUUCAAUAUGACCCUGCUUCUUGUGUAUUAUUCUGGGUGUGUAGAGAGUUGUCAGAAUCUACCCGCGGGUGUGUGUUGCUAGAUGAGGUUGUCGACUGCCCAUUCUUAGAUCAAAACCAAGGCUGUAAGUUCCCUUGUCUUUCAGAGCCUGGUAAAGUACCUAUCCAUUAAUAAUAAAUUACAAGCAUCAGUUGUAUGUAGAGCGAGACAAAU